AUGGAUCGGAGGGGUAUGAAGACCUGUGGUCCAUGUGCGGUGAAUUUAGCGGCGGUUGUGAUUCUCUGCCGGGGCAAGUGCGGCCUGUCCCCCUGUACCACGCGCUACCUGGUGGCCAUGGCAGCGGCUGAUCUCCUGCUCAUUGUCAGCGAGGUCUUACUAAGGCAGAUCAGUUAUCACCACUUCCCCGAGAGUUUCCUGCACAUUACCCCCGUGUGCAGGAUUGUCUUCCUGCUUGUUCGGACGUCCACAGACUACUCUGUCUGGUUCACCGUCGUGUUUACCUUUGACCGAUUCGUUGCCAUCUGUUUGCAGAAACUGAGAACAAAGUAUUGUACCGAGAAAACUGCAGUUGUAGUUCUGGGGACAACCGGCAUCCUGCUUGCUCUAAAAAAUAUCCCCCACUAUUUUACAAUAGAACCCUGGGAGAUCAUUAACAACAUCCCAUGGGACUGUCAUACAAAGGCAAGCAUUUUUAUUGAGCCAGGGUGGGUGGGUUAUGACUGGUUUGAUUCGGUCUUGACACCAUUGCUCCCGUUCGCUUUCAUUCUGCUGCUCAACGUUCUGACAGUGAAAUACAUCUUAGUAGCGAGUCGAAUCCGGAGAAGACUGAGGGGCGCGAACAGCGCUGACGCUGCGCAUGAUCCGGAGAUGGAGAGCAGGAGAAAGUCGGUGAUUCUCCUCUUCGGCUUGUCUGCCAACUUCAUCUUGCUGUGGACGGUGGCUCUGGCACAUUUCUUGUACUAUACCAUUGCGGGGAAGAACCCCACCGAUUACAAUGCUUCCGAAUACAAUUUCCACAAGGUCGGGUUUAUGCUGAUCAAUUUAAGCUGCUGUACUAAUACCUUCAUUUACGGGGUCACCCAGUCGAAGUUCCGAGAGCAGAUUCUGUUCGCCGUGAGAUAUCCAGUGUUGCCAGUUAUUCUGUUAAUUCGCCGUUUCCGUAAGUGA
This is a messenger RNA of Hypanus sabinus (Atlantic stingray), 951 nucleotides long. Its product is annotated as probable G-protein coupled receptor 139. Gene Ontology annotation, biological process: G protein-coupled receptor signaling pathway. The record is from RefSeq and is a predicted model, not a curated record. Gene Ontology annotation, cellular component: membrane. Gene Ontology annotation, molecular function: G protein-coupled receptor activity. The transcript has 2 exons. The coding region runs from base 1 to 951 and encodes 316 amino acids. Lineage: Eukaryota; Metazoa; Chordata; Chondrichthyes; Myliobatiformes; Dasyatidae.